AUGCUUUUUGCUGAGUUCUUUAUCAGUACAACUGUUUUUUACUUAUUUGAGACGCAUCAUUUGCCGUUUAUCAGUGCAUCUGUUGGCCACUGUCGCUUAUCAACGACCCCUUUGCUGCUUAAAAGUACUGCUAUUGGCAGUAGCGACAAUAGCAGUAACAACAAGAACAGGAUGCUCUUCAACAUCAACAGAUUUCAUUUAUUUGUGCUACUUACCUGGCAAUUUAGUAUUUUCUUUGCCUCACAAAUGAUUUUUCCAAUCUUCUCGAACUAUGUACCACCGUGGCGUUGCAACGCAAACCAAUCCUUUUCCAGCAACUGUACUAUCUUUAUGUCCUGUAAGGAUUCAGUCCAGUUCGAUGAGGAUUUCAUUCGGCAGCUCUCGAAUAUGGUUGGAUUUGCGGCGCAUCCGCCUACUGGGCAUCGCUUUACAGCCAGAUACAGUUCCUGGGUGUUCUUUUGGGCACCAUACUUUUCGGUACAUUAUCUGACACAUUCGGCCGUCGUCCUGCUGCAUUAA
This is a messenger RNA of Gongylonema pulchrum, 519 nucleotides long. The record is from the annotation of a GenBank genome assembly. NCBI's taxonomy places the organism in Eukaryota, Metazoa, Nematoda, Chromadorea, Rhabditida, Gongylonematidae.